Molecule: messenger RNA, 876 nt
Organism: Naumovozyma dairenensis CBS 421
Lineage: Eukaryota; Fungi; Ascomycota; Saccharomycetes; Saccharomycetales; Saccharomycetaceae
Product: acetate uptake transporter family protein
Exons: 1
Coding region: 1-876 (291 amino acids)
Cellular component (GO): plasma membrane
Molecular function (GO): acetate transmembrane transporter activity
Source: RefSeq, a predicted model, not a curated record
AUGUCCAUACAAGAAGAAAGUAGUGGAUAUACAGCAUUUGAAAACCAUGUGAGUAACCAUGAUGCUGACAAAGGUGAGAACUACCAUCCAUACGGAUUGACUGAUAAUGACGAUAGUGGUCCCCGUAAUCCCUCUCAAGAGUCACUUUGUAAGAUAUAUACAGGAGGUGCUAAUAAUGAAUAUAUUUAUAUUGGACGUCAGAAAUUCCUAAGGGAACAACUAACAGAAGCAUUCGGUGGUACAUUGAAUCCAGGUUUGGCACCAACUUCUGUCCAUAGGUUUGCUAAUCCUGCACCAUUAGGUUUGUCUGCCUUCGCAUUGACCACAUUCGUUUUGUCGAUGUUUAAUUCAAAGGCACAAGGUAUAACCACACCAAAUGUGGUGGUCGGCCUAGCGAUGUUUUAUGGAGGUGUAGUCCAAAUUAUUGCAGGCAUCUGGGAAGUAGCCUUAGAAAACACUUUUGGUGCAACUGCACUGUGCUCCUAUGGUGGAUUCUGGCUAAGUUUUGGUUCUAUUUAUAUCCCUUGGUUUGGUAUCCUAGAUGCUUAUACGGAUAAAGAAUCUGAACUAGGAAAUGCUCUUGGAUUUUACCUCUUGGGUUGGUGUAUUUUCACAUUUGGAUUAAGUGUAUGUACAAUGAAGUCAACCGUAAUGUUUUUCGCAUUAUUUUUUCUUUUAGGAGUUACGUUCCUUUUAUUAUCAAUCGGUGAAUUCUCUGGGGAGUCUCGAGUUACAAGAGCAGGUGGUAUCUUGGGAGUGAUUGUUGCAUUCAUAGCUUGGUAUAAUGCAUAUGCCGGUUUGGCGAAUAAACAGAACUCAUAUAUUCUGGCGCACCCUUUCCCCUUACCAGACAACGAAAAAGUUUUACAUAUUUGA